This is a messenger RNA of Ochlerotatus camptorhynchus, 440 nucleotides long. RefSeq names its product cytochrome c oxidase subunit NDUFA4-like. The transcript is spliced from 3 exons. The coding region runs from base 82 to 366 and encodes 94 amino acids. NCBI's taxonomy places the organism in Eukaryota, Metazoa, Arthropoda, Insecta, Diptera, Culicidae. The record is from RefSeq and is a predicted model, not a curated record.
AACUAAGGAUAAAAACUCAUUCUUGUCAUUUACGUAGAAGCGUCUCCUCCGAAAUUUAAAACAUUUAAUUUUUGCCUAAUAAUGCGAGGCUGGGGAUUCCGCGAAGCACGUAAAUAUCCACUGCUGUGGCCACUGUAUGCCCUCUGCGUUGCGGACCUUUGCUGGCUGACAUUCAGUGCCACCCGAACCCUUUUCUUCAACCCGGAUGUGGUACUGGACCACAAGAACAAUCCGGAACCAUGGCAAAAUCAUCGCGAUAAACGCUAUCGGCUGUGGGCUGGCAAUUACGACUACUCCAAGCUCCGCUGUCAAGCUCCAAUUAUCAAGGACGGUGAAGUAAUUCCGGUUGAGAAACCGAAGAAAUAGACUGGCUAAAUUCUCAAGUGGACAUUCGAAGAAUUCUAGUUCUCCUAUCAAGCGUCAGCAACGAUUCGAUUUGG